Castor canadensis (American beaver) is the source of this 1727-nucleotide messenger RNA. The record is from RefSeq and is a predicted model, not a curated record. NCBI's taxonomy places the organism in Eukaryota, Metazoa, Chordata, Mammalia, Rodentia, Castoridae.
AGGAACCAGUCUAACAUCUCCCAGUGGGUUCCAGUAUGCAGCAGAUUGGUACCGUGUAUCCUACGCAAGGGCAGUGGGGUAGGACUGGUGUUUCCCAGUGGCCCCAGAUGAGCCAAUCUGAAACCUGUGGUGGAGCAGAACAGAUUCUUGGAGUAAACAUUCUGCAGAGUAGGAAGUAUCACAAUUCAAAUAAGCUUCAUAGUACCAAAGAGUCCCCACAGCCCAUUGAGGAGAAAGUUGGUGCCUUCACAAAGAUAAUAGAAGCCAUGGGAUUCACAGGACCUUUGAAAUAUAGUAAAUGGAAGAUUAAGAUUGCAGCCCUGCGCAUGUAUACUAGCUGUGUGGAGAAAACUGACUUCGAAGAAUUCUUUCUAAGGUGUCAGAUGCCUGAUACAUUCAAUUCAUGGUUUCUUAUAACCCUGCUUCAUGUCUGGAUGUGUCUAGUCCGAAUGAAACAGGAAGGCCGGAGUGGGAAAUAUAUGUGUCGUAUCAUAGUUCAUUUUAUGUGGGAGGAUGUUGAGCAGCGUGGCAGAGUCAUGGGGGUAAGUGCUUGCCAUCAGAUUCUGGUCCUGGACAGAUCUGACGAUGGGGCCCGACUAGAGUUUGGGGUUUUAUUUGUUUUAGAAUGUCUUUGCUUUUGAGUUUCUGUGAAAUGCUGCUUAAUUUCAACAGGCAGUUUAGCUAUAGUAACUUUUUCUGCUUCUGUGGAGACUGACAUGCCACAGAUACUUUAUGUGUUUAUACACAUUAUUGUCUUUGCUGUAUAUGAUAAUGGGAUUAUAAAACUCCAGUCAUAGUGAUAGGACUGAUGAAAUUGGUGAAUGGAAGAAAUCAAAUACUAAUUUAGUUUAAGGACACUGCUUUUGACAGUAAUUCAAUAUUUGAACCAGUCCUUCUCUAAGUUAGUUCUGAUGGAAAAGAUUCCUGUAUGGGGUCUGCAGUCCUUAGGAACUGAAAAGCAAACUCUGAUCACUAAGUAAUCUAGAAGACUUUGGCAAGAUAUCCACUGAAAAUGUACAUUAGUACAUUUAAUAAUUAGCCUGUUACUUUAUGGGGAAGUGUUAGAUAAAUGUUUCUCAGAUUUUAAUGUGCCUACAUCAUUGUUAAAAUCUUACUAAAAUCAAGAUUCAAUGAGACCAGAGAGUCUACUUUUUUAACAAAUUUUUAGGUGAUGUCAGUGUUGCUAGUGAUGCAUGGUGGUGGUGGUGGUGGUGGGAGCAAAAACACUUUGAAUAGCAAGGUUUUAGGUGAUUCCCUUCAUGGAGCCUUUAAACUGCCUAUGUGAAGAGAAAUGCCCAAACUCUGGCUUAGUUACAAAGAUUAUAAAUAAAAGAUGAUUUGAAAAUAGUAGAAAUUUGGAAGAAUUAACCUCUAUUGCUUUUCUAUUAAAUUUAAUUUUCCAACCUUAUGGUAUAAACAGACAACCUUUAUAUAGGAAGGACAGUUGUAUGUUAACUACCUCUAAUUUGUGAAUGUGUGUAGAGAAGACCUCAAUCUUCUGUGAGUGAGAAACCCAAAGAAAUGGGACGGGUGGCUGGAGACGAGUAGUAGGCAGCAUGGAGCCAGUAUAGGCUGGUUCUCACUCUCGACUGGCAAAUCUUUCUUCUUCUGAGUUUCAGUUUCUUCAUUUAGUGAUGGUAAGGUUAACUACAUGGUUUCCAUGUUUCUUUCUUCCUUUCUUCACCCCCACUUUUAAAAUUCAUUUCUAGUGUUUGGACCAAGUUUCA